AUGGGCCAAGAAGCCUCCAAACCGAAACCCGGCACAUGUCUCCAAGUAAUCGGCGCAGGCCUCCCCCGCACCGGAACCGCCUCCCUCGCCAAAGCCCUCGAAAUCCUCCUCUCCGACGGCGACGGCGCCCCCGUCCACCACGGCGGCACCCAACUCACCCGCGGCCCGGAAUCCGAAAUCCGCUCCUGGAUAACCUGCCUCUCCCACACGCCCAUCCGCACCGCCGCCGACGAAAAAGUCGUCCUCGACACCCUGACCGCACACUUCCACGACGGCUACGCCGCCGUCGUCGACGUCCCCGGAAUGCUCUUCACCGAGGAACUGGCGGCGCUGCACCCAGAUGCCCUCGUCAUCUGCACCGUUCGCGAACCAGAGGCGUGGGUGCGGAGUAUACGACAGACGGGUCAGCGGAGCCUGCAGGUGUUUCUGUCGGUUGCACUGUUUUGGUUGCCUACGAUGAGGUGGUUUCCGCGGUAUAUCGAUGCUAUUCCCAACGGCCGGCGAUGGGGUGUUGCCUACGCGACGAGUGUGGGAUUUGCAUCAGGCUUGGGUGAGGAGGGUUGUGAACAAGGAGAGGUUGGUGUUUUAUGA
Messenger RNA from Colletotrichum fioriniae, 591 nucleotides. The record is from RefSeq and is a predicted model, not a curated record. NCBI's taxonomy places the organism in Eukaryota, Fungi, Ascomycota, Sordariomycetes, Glomerellales, Glomerellaceae.